This is a messenger RNA of Spea bombifrons (plains spadefoot toad), 1102 nucleotides long. Its product is annotated as olfactory receptor 12D1-like. Gene Ontology annotation, molecular function: G protein-coupled receptor activity; olfactory receptor activity. The transcript has a single exon. The record is from RefSeq and is a predicted model, not a curated record. Gene Ontology annotation, cellular component: membrane. The coding region runs from base 1 to 957 and encodes 318 amino acids. Lineage: Eukaryota; Metazoa; Chordata; Amphibia; Anura; Pelobatidae. Gene Ontology annotation, biological process: G protein-coupled receptor signaling pathway.
AUGAAGGAGUGGAAUCGCACGUCGGUAGAAGAAUUCAUCCUGUUGGGAAUCACGGACCUUCCUCAGCUCCAGGUGUUCCUCUUCAUCACGUUCCUUAUGUUCUAUCUCUUUUGUUUUGUGGGGAAUCUGAGCAUUGUGGCUGUAGUCAUCGUAGAUCGGUGCCUUCACACUCCUAUGUACUUCUUUUUGGGAAAUCUGUCCUUUUUGGAUUUCUUCUAUGCAUCAACAACAGUCCCCAAGAUGUUAGCAGGCCUGCUCAUGGAAGACAAGGUAAUAUCCUUUCGGGGCUGCAUAGCCCAACUCCACGUCUUUCAUUUUUUGGGAAGCACAGAGGCCAUGCUCCUCACAUCCAUGUCUUAUGACAGAUACGUUGCUAUUUGUAACCCCCUACGUUAUCAUGUCCUUAUGUCAAAGAGCACUUGUAUCCAACUGGCAUCCGCCUGCUGGUUCAUCGGUUACUUUUAUUCCUUGACACACACUAUUCUAACAUCCAGGCUGCCCUUCUGUAGGAUGAACAGGGUCACUCAUUUCUACUGUGAUAUAAAACCUCUUUUGAGACUGGCCUGUACAGAUACCAGCCUCAACGAGAGCCUUGUGUCCAUUGUUACCGGCUUUGUAGCUCUUGCAACUUUCUUUUUUAUUGUGAUCUCUUAUCUCUUUAUUGGUACCCAUAUUCUAAACAUCCGAUCUUCUCAAGGAAGACAAAAGGCCAUUUCCACCUGCACUUCCCACUUCACCGUUGUCCUCUUAUAUUACGGAACUGCCUUUUGUACGUACCUGAGACCGGCCACUCUAGAUUCAUUGGAACAGGACCGAAUGACCGCCAUAUUGUUCACAGUUAUUACUCCAGCUUUGAAUCCUUUUAUUUAUGCCCUGAGGAACAAAGACGUGAAGGCGGCUCUUCAGAAAUUUUUUUUUGGAGAACACGUUUUUAAAAAUUAUUUCAUACAACUGUAAAUGUUGCUAUCAUUCUAAGUGUUAUUCAUAAGGAGUGCCAUAAUAGUCGGCAUAUCAUUAAAUCUGAUUAUGUAAAAUAUGGAUAACCAAUAAACACAAUGUAUCUUCUUCUGAGACAAAUAACUAUUGUGAUGUUAUAAAAUCC